Messenger RNA from Linnemannia hyalina, 1443 nucleotides. The record is from the annotation of a GenBank genome assembly. Lineage: Eukaryota; Fungi; Mortierellomycota; Mortierellomycetes; Mortierellales; Mortierellaceae.
AUGGGAAACACGGCUUCCACCCUCUCUCGGUCAUCGACCCCAAACGGCCUCGACCUCCACAAGAAGCCCUCCCUCUUCCAACGGUCAAAAUCCUCCCUUCAGUUCAGAAAAAAGUCAAAAUCCUCUUCCUCCCUCGUCAAUGGUGCUGACCACCACCACACCGGCUUCUCUUCAUCCUCAAACUCCCUCAACAAUCCCACCUCCUCCUCCUACAACAACAGCAACAGCAACAACUCUCGAUACAUCUCCAGCCAAAUGAACAACAGCCAAGUCGUACCAACAAGUCGCCAUGCUUCUAUUGACUCUUCUCACAACGACGACUAUUCCUCCGGAUUCUCCCAUCACUCCUCCUCCUCCGACUCGAACCAGUCUAAACUCUCCACAUUCAACUUUGACAACUCUACCACCCACUCGGGCACGUCCUCCAUGCCCACGUCAACCCUCCCUGAAUGGGCGUAUCACAGUCGACGCUGUGAUGACGGCCGCACCCGACACACUGUCGAGAGUGCACCCUAUAUGCUCCCCAACGACCUCACUGAAUCCGACCGCCUCGAUGCACAGCACUACCUUGUCCGCUUUAUCUUUAAGGGCAACUACAACGUCCAGCUCGACCCCGAGUCCUCUAACUUGAGGAUCCUUGAUGUCGCAACUGGUACCGGUGUGUGGGCUCUGGAGAUGGCACAUGAGUUCCCCAAGGCCGAGAUCCAUGGUGUUGAUAUCUCGGCCAUCUUCCCCACCGAGAUCAAGCCCCCCAACUGCCACUUCCAGCUGUGCAAUAUCCUUGAUGGUCUGCCCUUCCCUGACAACCAUUUUGAUUUCAUCUACCAGCGCCUUCUUGUCUAUGCUCUUUCUCCAGUCCAGCGCCGACAGGUCAACGCCGAGUUGCUGAGAGUGUUGAAGCCAGAGGGAUUUUUACAACUAGUCGAGUCGGAUGGAAUUGUGUACAACCCUGGCCCUCAGAUGGCAAAGAUCAACCAGCUCUCGCUCGAAACAUCCCUCCGCCAUGGCGUUGACCCGCGCGAGGUCCAGACGAUGAAGCCCGGUUUGAAACAAGCGGGUUAUACCAGCGUCAACUCCUUUAACAUUGCCCUCCCGGUCGGAGCGUGGGGCGGUAAGGCUGGUUCGCUGUCUCUCCAGAACAUGCAUGGUCUUGCAACGAUCUGGCUCAAGGGAGAAGUCAGCAAGAUGACCCAGGAGGAAUGCGAUGCCGCCCUGAAGGUUGCCGAUGAAGAAUGUGAGGCCAAUCAGUCGUAUUACAAGGUCUGGCUCGUCGUCGGAACCAAACCUAAGGAGCCCAAGAAGAUAACAACUUCGUCUACGACAGCAACGCCAAACACGGCUGGGAAGGUGCCUGUCCUUGUCUCGACAUCGUCGUCGUCGUCGGACAUCCCAAGGGUAUCAUCAUCCCAUCCUGCGGAGAGGAAUAGCUCCAUGAGCGCCUAA